UGAAGGCCGUUUUGACUUCUUUUAAUAAUACUUUUUUGUUUGUUAAAGCUAUCAUUUGUUCUAACGAUGUUUUUUAACAGAAUAUAAAAGGUUCAACACUUAUACUUGGUUUCAAAGUAUAUUUGAAAUGAAUUUUUUUUAUGGCUGCUUUUUAUUUCCAUCUGUUUCAAGCUUAUUAUGUUACAAACAACAUUUAAGACAAGCAAGUUCAGAUGACGUGCCGGUAUUCAAAAAUUGUGACGUGUGCCAGACACUAGAGUACUCUUAUGGAAAUGGAAGUUAUGUUGCACAAAAUUGUAUUACGGGAAAAUCAGGUUGUUUAUGCCCCACAUAUUCUAUUGGUACAAAUACCAGAUGCCAGUGUUGUUCUGCUGAUUUAUGUAACACUGCCAUUUUUACAAGUGACAAUGUGGAGAUAGACAGCAAUAAUACCUUGCAAUGUUAUGAUCAAGAAUUGGAAAUCAAUUCACUUACUGGAGUAAAACAAAACACUAUCGAACUUACUAAUAAAAGUGGCUGUUCUAUGUGCAUGAUAAUAAAUGAAACAAAUUACAAAUCAGGAUUAACUAAAAUUACACAAUCUUGUUAUACUAAUCAAAUUGCUUGCUCUUAUGAUUGGUUCGCGCACUCAAAUGAUGAUUCCAUAUACACGACAACUUGUUGUUAUGCUAAUCUCUGCAACAGUUUGGCCACUACAAACGCAACCUUUAACUCAACCACUACAAACACAACCUACAACUCAACUAUCAUUAGUAGUUGUAGUUUUACUGAUAGAUUUUGGUUCUGGAAUAUUUUCGGAACCUUAUUUUUAAUUGUUGCAUAUUUAUAAUAUUUCAAGCAAUUUUUUUCUUUGUAAUAUUAGCUAAGAUAAAAUAGUUUAAAUGGUAAUGGUUGAAAGAAUAUUAAUUGAUAAUAAGAAAUAACAUAAAUAAUUCUAGUGCAAACUAUUGAGAUAAAUAAAAGAAAAGGAAAAACAA
Messenger RNA from Hydra vulgaris (swiftwater hydra), 977 nucleotides. RefSeq lists its product as uncharacterized. NCBI's taxonomy places the organism in Eukaryota, Metazoa, Cnidaria, Hydrozoa, Anthoathecata, Hydridae. The record is from RefSeq and is a predicted model, not a curated record.